GGUUUCAUAGCUAAUGUGACCUUGACAGACGGGGAAGUUAUGAACACCUCAAGAGUCGGCCAUUUUUUUUAUAUCUGAUGAUUUCACCUGUGGACCUGCGUGUAUCAUGAUCCGACGUACAUGACAAGAUUAAUAAUGUGUCACACACGGAAAAUGGAUCCUGCACAUUCUUCAUUGUCGUGAUUGAUAAAGAGAAGGUAACUCCAUGGUCACUCCUUCUCCAGCAAGGCAAAUAUCACAAGUCUCUGAUGACUCUGGUGUUUGGUCCCUUGGUAUGACACAAGAAUGCCAUCCUUGUCCAGAUGAGUUAGCUGUCAGGAAUUCGUUUGUUUUCCUGAAAGAUAACAUUAUUUAUGAAGACCUCCAAGACGAAUUAAGACAAGAGGGUAUAGUGAAUGAGAAAGAGGAAGAUACCUAUGUGUGUGAGAGACCCUGCAGACAGUCAAAGUGUGAGAGACUCAUUAAACAUAUCAUCAGGAAGAAAAGGUGUAAAAUCUUCAUAGAGCUCAUGAGCAGAAAAUCUUGUUUUGUUGCCAAGAAGAUUAUUGAAGCUCGUAAACAGGUGGAAGCAGAGGCUAGGAAAUGUGUCACACAGAGAAAUCCACCCUUUUUAGUCACAGAUGAUCUCCUACAGAAACAUAUAUCAUGCCUGCAUACACAACUGGAACCCCGUGAAAUCGCUGAUGAGAUGUUUCAGUCCGGUGACAUCACUGAUAAAGACCACGACACUGUGACUGAUCCUAACCGCAAAUAUAAACGUGUAACAGAGCUUCUCCAAAUCUUAAAGAACAAGAAACUGUAUUCUCACUUUGUGUUUAUCCUGCAGUCUUUAAAGUAUCUCCAGGUGCUAGAUACACUAGAAAAGGAUAGAAAAAUGACAAAGAAGCCUUCUGACUAUGCUGUGUGCAUACAACAAAACUUCUGUCUUCUCAAAGAGGAACUUCCAGACAGUAAAGAUGCCAAAAUAAUGGUGGAUCAGAUGUUUGGAUUCCUGGACCAAACAAACAUUUCUGAAAUUAAUAGUUUUACCAGUGCAAGAAAACAGAAAUCCAAACUGCUAAAAGUACUUCUGAUGAAAGGGAAACCUGCAUGCAAGGAAAUCUUCAGAGUUGUGGAGGUAGAAUUAAAUAGAAUGGACCUGGUCACCAAAAUGAGGGAGAAGAGUGCUGAAUUGAAAAAAAGAGGUGUGCCAGAAUUGGACCCUACGUUGAGGAGCCUUAAGAUUACAUGCCUGGAGGAUCCUAAUGAUUUUCUAUUGGACGAACUGGAGCCUCUUGAACUCUGUGACCUUUUGUUUGAGGAAAGUGCAAUAGACAUUUAUAAUCAUGACAGAAUAACAGAGACAUCAAAACAUUCUAAACAAAGCCAACAUUUGCUGGAGACAGUCAAGAAAAAUGAAAAUAACUGCUUUCAUUAUUUUUUACACAUUCUCAAAAGUAAUGAAUAUUGUGCAGUUCUUACGGAGCUCCAAAAAUCAGAAUCAGGGGCUGUAGGAGCUGAAUCAAAUAUAGAAUGGAAAGCAUCACACAGUUUUUCCACAGUAGCUUCAGAAUGUGUAGAGAAUAGAUCUUUAAAUCUAAGGCUAGCAGUAGAAGGCGCCACAGGAGGGCAGGUAGAACAAGCUCUCCUUCAGCAGGUCCUCUCUACAGACACGGCCAUUCUCGAGGAGGCCAUUACACAUGGUCAGAUGGACAUUGAAGACGUGUCCUCUGGUUCUGUGGUCAUUCAGUUACGGCCCGUCACAGACCAAGCUGUACAGACAUUACUCAAUGCCAGAGAAAACAACCGGCUGGUGGAGCUGGUACUAGGAAUGAUAAAGAGGGUCAAUGUACCCAGUGUUCAGGGUAUGGAGCCGCUCGAGGUCAGGGUACAAGUUUCUUAUUCUCAGUCAGCAGCAGCCAAGCCAGAUAUUUCUAAGAUAGAACUUAUCAAGAAGAAAAUAAAGGUGCACAGGAAUGAGUUGAUCUCAGAGAUAGAACCCAGAGCUCUAACUUCUGUGCUUUCAAAUUCAAUCUGCUUUGAACAAAAUGUGUUGGACUCUGUAAAAAAUGCUCCAACUUCUCAUGAACGGACAGAAAAACUUUUAACAUUGAUUGAGAAUGGGGAUUCAAGGGCUGUGGAGGCUUUUAUAAAUGCAUUAAAGAAUAAAGGGUAUUCUGAGGUUGUGGCUUUAAUUGAUCCUGCAGAUAUUCAUAAUAGAGCAGAAAAUAUCAGGAGGAUGAUAACUUCUAAUUAUAAAAAUAUCCUGGAUGAAAUGCAGAUUACAUUAGCAAGAGAAACAUUAUCCAAGUGCAUUGGAGAUGUUGAUAGUAUUCAAGAGAAAAUCUUACCAAAGAAUGGAAAACGCAGGCAGCGAAUGGCAAAUUUCUUACAGUUCAUUCUUCAGGAGGAUCACAAUGUAAUUCAAUUUGAGAAAAUGCUGAAAAAUAAUGGAUUAGAGGACUUACUGAGAAUAAAUGACAACAUACAUGGAGAGCAUAUAGCCACAGAAGACAUAGAGAUGUUCAUUGGGGAGGACCAGGUACCGUCAUCAGAGGGGGUUCUGUUUGAAUCCCUGCUCACCCUGACUCCUACCGUAACAAAUGACAGAGAAACUGAGACGAAAGGCUUAGACCCUGCAAUGCUGGAGAUGGAAGAUCAAAAAAUAAAAAGGUUGCAGGAAGAAAUACCAAGUCCGAGAUCACCAGAAGACUUUGAGAGACUACAUCUGGAGGAGGUGACAGGCGGACCACCACAAGAGGACAUUCCCAGAACCCCUGAGAGACCGCUCAAGGGAAAUGAAAGCAUCAGCUCUACUUCAUCUUCAUCCUCUCUUCACUCCAUCAUAUCACCUGAAGUGGAGGAAGAAAAAAAUAAACAGAGUAAAUUUACAAAAAAAUUACCAAAGUUUAUGAAGAAAGAAAAAGAACCCUCUCCAUCAAAGCCAGUGUCCUCAUUUUACCUUGAAUCCCCACCUGGGCCCUAUAGUAAAAAACAACUUCCUGUGGAGAAGGCUCAAGAAUUUCCACCUCCAUUUAAAUCAGCCUCUUACAAAGAGCUACCCCAUUCCUAUUUGCUUGUUGCUGCGAUUGACUUUGGAACAACUUAUUCUGGCUAUGCAUUUUCAUGGAAAGAAAAGCCACAGAAGAUUUACACCCAGACAUACAAAAGUCCAGAGAAGCUUUCUGAGAAAGAGCCAACUGUUCUGCUGUUAGACAAGUCUGAGCAAAUUGUGGCAUUUGGACAAGAAGCCAUGUUGAAGUACAAGGAACUUUGUGAGGAAGGCCAUCAUCAUGAUUAUUUCUACUUCAGCCAUUUUAAAAUGAAUCUUCACAGAGAUGAGAGCCUAAAUAGGGGAACAGUAAUUCAAGAUGAUAAAGGAAAAGAGUGCUUUGCAGUGAAGAUUUUUGCUAUGUCCAUUCAGCAUUUCAAGGACAAAUUAUUGCGUGACCUUGACCUUUCAAGGGCACCUUGUUCUGCUGAUGACAUUCGCUGGGUACUAACAGUUCCAGCUAUCUGGGGGGAGCAGGCAAAGCAGAUGAUGCAAGAAAGCGCCUACAAGGCUGGAAUUCAACCCUAUAAUGUGAUGCUGGCAUUGGAGCCGGAGGUAGCUUCUGUGUAUGUUAAAGAAAUCCAGAUAGAGAGGCAAGCAGACGAGUUAUCCAAGUACAGACCUGGCAAAAAGUUUCUUGUUAUGGAUCUCGGAGGUGGGACAGCUGAUUUAACAGCAAUGGAGGUCGCAUUGGACGGUUCCUUAAAGCAGCUCUUCCGCGCUUGUGGCGGGGACUGGGGAGGAAAUAAGGUCAAUGACAACUUUGUAAAACUCCUCGGAGAAUUAUUUGGGCAUUCUGUCAUUGACAUAUGCAAACAGGAACACAGAUCUGACUUCCUGGAAGUUCAGCAUGAUAUUGAAGUGAAGAAAAGGAAAUUCAGCAGGAGAGAUAGCUACAAACCCUUAAGGUUCGAAAUUCCAUACUCCUUUGUAGAAAUAAUUGAAAAGCAUCAUGAAAUGAAUUUAAAAGAAAUAGUGGUCAGGUCCAGCUUUAAUGGCAAGAUUUCUGUGCAUCAUGGAAACAAACUCGAGUUGACUGCAGAGUGUGUUGAGACUAUCUUAUUCAAUCCUGUGCUAAAUAGAAUCAAACAAGAAGCUGAAAUCAUCAUGAAGGAACUGGGAGGACAAAUUGAGGACAUCAUGAUGGUGGGAGGGUUCUCAGAGUCAAAAUUUGUCUACGAAACGAUCAAAGAAACUUUCCCAAGGCUAAACAUUUUGAGGGCCAGUGAGGCUGGGUUGGCCGUACUAAAGGGGGCAGUACUUUAUGGCCACACCCCAAGUGUAAUAUCAUCUAGGAGGUGUGCCUUCACCUAUGGGGUGGGGCUUUACAGGUUUUUCUUAAAAGGUCACGACCCUGAACAUCUUAAAUGUUACAUUGGAGGUGAGAACAACGUAUGUGUGUUUGUGAAGUUAGUUACCAUUGGGGAAGAGGUUGGCAUUGGAGACACAUAUGAAUUAGAUGAGGACAUUGAACCAGUGGAAAGAAGUGCCACUCAAAUGUCAUUCAAAAUUUAUAGAUCUACUGAAGAGAAUCCACGAUAUGUAGACAAGUCCUGCUGUGUAGUUGGGAAAUUAACUGUGAAGGGAGUGAGGAGGAGUGUGAAGAUUUCUCUGUCAUUUGGACUAACUCAGAUCACUGUUACCGCGGUAAACACAGUCACGGGGGAAAAUGUUAUAGCUGAGCUGGACCUACUCGGCGAGUUGUAAAGAAUUUAAGGAAUCAUGUAUUAAUUUAGAUGAAUGUAAUUUUAGCAAUUAUAUUAAAGAAUUUUUGUACAAAAUUGGUUAAUUUAAGUCAUUUGAAUAGUACCAUUUAUAUGUAGUUGCAAAAGUCAUCCUUCAAAAAAUAAUUCACAUAAAAAUGACAAUCAAUUUUACAUUUUAUAGAAUGUUUGCAUUUUAUAUUUAAAAAUGAAAGUUGUAUAAAAUUCAUUCCAUUUUGAAUUAUAAUAUUAGAUAUACUUGAAUGUGCAGCUUUUGAAACCCUGUGUGUAAUUUAAAAUGAUUUUAAACUGUUUUCAUUUUUUUAAAAUCCAACUUCAUACAUUACUUGUAUAUACACAGUGCACUAAAACAGAAUUGGGCAGCUGUAUACUAAAGCUCACUCAUGCCUCAGUCCCUAGAUUCGUUGUACUUUCAUUU
Molecule: messenger RNA, 5173 nt
Organism: Saccostrea cuccullata (small rock oyster)
Lineage: Eukaryota; Metazoa; Mollusca; Bivalvia; Ostreida; Ostreidae
Exons: 17
Coding region: 206-4738 (1510 amino acids)
Biological process (GO): regulation of apoptotic process
Source: RefSeq, a predicted model, not a curated record